CAGUCACGCCGGUCACGUCUGGGCCGCCGGGCUGUCCUUCUGCCUUUUCCCGCUUUGCUUUCUGCCCCCGUCCCCGCUCGGCCAGGGCAAAGUGGCCGCGGCGACGCCAUGCCCGGGCCGGAGUGAGUGCGCGCGGGCGAAGAUGGCGUACAUCCAGCUGGAACCGCUAAACGAGGGUUUCCUUUCUAGAAUCUCUGAUGUGCUGCUGUGUGGAUGGACCUGUCGCCAUUGCUGUCAGAAGUGCUAUGAGUCCAGCUGCUGUCAGUCAAAUGAGGAUGAAGUGGAAAUCCUGGGACCUUUCCCUGCUCAAACUCCUCCAUGGCUGAUGGCCAGCCGGAGCAGCGACAAGGAUGGCGACUCUGUUCACACAGCCAGUGAUGUUCCUUUGACCCCACGGACGAACUCCCCAGAUGGGAGACGCUCAUCCUCGGAUACAUCCAAAUCCACAUAUAGCCUGACACGGAGGAUUUCCAGUCUGGAUUCCCGACGCCCCAGCUCUCCCCUCAUUGACAUCAAGCCCAUUGAGUUUGGUGUUCUCAGUGCCAAGAAGGAGGCCAUUCAGCCCUCAGUGCUACGAAGGACCUAUGCCCCCGAUGACUAUUUCAGGAAACUUGAACCCAGGCUGUACUCCCUGGACUCGAGCAGUGAUGACAUGGACUCUUUGACUGAUGAGGAGAUCUUGUCCAAGUACCAGCUGGGUAUGCUGCACUUCAGCACACAGUAUGACCUGCUGCAUAACCACCUGACCGUGAGAGUGAUUGAGGCUAGAGACCUGCCACCCCCCAUCUCCCAUGAUGGCUCACGCCAGGACAUGGCACACUCCAACCCCUAUGUCAAGAUCUGCCUCUUGCCUGACCAGAAGAACUCGAAGCAGACUGGGGUCAAACGGAAGACACAGAAACCUGUGUUUGAGGAACGCUACACCUUUGAGAUCCCCUUCCUAGAAGCCCAGAGGAGGACCCUGCUCCUCACCGUGGUGGACUUUGAUAAGUUCUCACGUCACUGUGUCAUUGGGAAAGUGUCUGUGCCCUUGUGUGAGGUGGACCUGGUGAAGGGAGGUCACUGGUGGAAGGCGCUCAUCCCCAGUUCUCAGAAUGAAGUGGAGCUGGGGGAGCUGCUUCUGUCCCUGAAUUAUCUCCCGAGCGCUGGGAGACUGAAUGUUGACAUCAUUCGAGCCAAGCAACUACUUCAGACAGAUGUGAGCCAAGGUUCAGACCCAUUUGUGAAAAUCCAGCUGGUACAUGGACUCAAGCUUGUGAAAACCAAGAAGACUUCCUUCUUACGAGGCACAAUUGAUCCUUUCUAUAAUGAAUCCUUCAGCUUCAAAGUUCCCCAAGAAGAACUGGAAAAUGCCAGCCUAGUGUUCACAGUGUUCGGCCAUAACAUGAAGAGCAGCAACGACUUCAUCGGGAGGAUUGUCAUCGGCCAGUACUCCUCCGGGCCUUCAGAGUCUAACCAUUGGCGGCGAAUGCUCAAUACCCACCGCACGGCUGUAGAGCAGUGGCACAGCCUGCGGUCCCGGGCUGAGUGUGACCGUGUGUCUCCUGCCUCCCUGGAGGUGACCUGAGUGCCACAGAGAAGGCAGCUUUCAUUUGUUAAAAAGGGGAAAAGAAAAUAUGUCAACACCUAUUACAUCCAUACUUGCAUACACUUUUCACACAUGCAUACACACCCAGUCCUCUCAGAACUUAGAGGAAGCUGUUGAUCACAAAAUGAUGGCCCUCACUGAGGGGGGCCUGAGGCAUUUCUAGAGUCCCCAACCAUCCACAGAUCAAGAGCUGAGUGGGCUCUGCCAUGGGACUUACUGGCAGAGCCUAUUGUUGUUGAAAUCCCAUGUCCCAUGAUGCACUUUCAACCCUCAGGCCAGAGAAAGGAGCCAGAGUCUAUGAAGACUCAAUUUAUCAAGAAUUUGGCCUGUGUGGGGGAGUUGUAAUCCCAGCUCCAAACAUACAUGCCCACUGGGAAGCUUCUGAACAGGCUACUAUUCCUUGGAGUUCUCUAAACCUGAUACCUUUCUCCAAAGGUGUAAGUAUCUUUGUUUCUCCUUAGUAAACUUGGUAAGUAGAUUAGUCUCUUUGAGGAGAUCAAAUGGCAACAAAAAUAAUCCAGUGUAAGAACCUCUGGCUUAAUUGAAUUUGUCCUUGUGCUAGUUUAAUCCAGGGACUCCCCAUGGGUAUGUGUGUGUACUUGCACGUGUGCUCUCACACAUGAACACGUGUGCCUACACAUGCUGUUAGAGAGCAAGGUGGUGGCCAGGCCCUCCAUCCUGAGUGCUCCCUUCUCUCUGCCUGUCUCACCCAGUGAGAACUCAAUCCUCCCAUCUCUCACAGACCCUGCCAUAGUGAUAAUGAGCACAUGUAUCCCAUACAUAGGAUAUGAUAGAGCAAAGAUAAUGUUUUUUGACUGAAUCAUGGUGAUUGUGACCCAUAGAAGGCCUGCCAAAUGGAUUUAAAAGGCCAUUACAUCCCUCCACAAUGGUCUUCCCCCUUAAUCAUAAUCGGAGUAUCUCUUUUGUGUUUGUAUGUGCACCAAAAUCCUGUCUCACGUGCUAAGGCAUUGGUGUAGCUAGAAUAGAUCCCUUUGUUGGAUGCUUCUGUGUCUUUCUCCACAGCAUAUUGUCUUGUGUUAUGGGAGUUAUUUGUUGAAAUUAAAGACUAUUUAUUUGUGCCAUGCA
This is a messenger RNA of Jaculus jaculus (lesser Egyptian jerboa), 2674 nucleotides long. RefSeq names its product synaptotagmin 17 (gene Syt17). Gene Ontology annotation, molecular function: calcium-dependent phospholipid binding; calcium ion binding; syntaxin binding. The transcript is spliced from 8 exons. Lineage: Eukaryota; Metazoa; Chordata; Mammalia; Rodentia; Dipodidae. Gene Ontology annotation, biological process: regulation of calcium ion-dependent exocytosis; cellular response to calcium ion; calcium-ion regulated exocytosis. Gene Ontology annotation, cellular component: membrane. Bases 143 to 1567 code for a protein of 474 amino acids. The record is from RefSeq and is a predicted model, not a curated record.